AAGGAAGCUUUGUGAAGACAAUUGCAUCACUGCAGAGGCUUAAAUCUUAGCUUUUACUAUAUAUGGCUACUGCCUCGCAUCAUUUCAUGUAUGUAAUGUUCAUCUUGGGGCUGCUCAUAAUGGUCAGCCUCGACUUCGCAGUUGCUCAGACAGGCGUUUGCUACGGAAGACUUGGGAAUAAUCUGCCUUCUUCGUCAGAUGUUGUGGCUCUAUACAACCAGAACAAUAUACGACGGAUGAGAAUCUACGAUCCCCACCAGCCGACUCUCCAAGCUCUCAGAGGCUCCAACAUUGAGCUAAUGCUAGGUGUCCCAAACACCGAUCUCCAAAACGUUGCUGCCAGCCAAGCCAACGCCAACACUUGGGUCCAAAACAACGUAAGAAAUUACCCGAAUGUCAGGUUUAGGUACAUCGCUGUAGGAAACGAAGUCAGCCCGUUGAGGGGAGACACUUCUCAGUAUGUCCAAUUUGUUCUCCCGGCCCUGCAAAACAUUCAGAAUGCUAUUUCUGCAGCUGGCCUGGGGAACCAAAUCAAAGUCUCCACUGCCGUCGAGACAGGUGUUCUUGGAAACGCGUAUCCUCCGGCAGAUGGGGUCUUCAGGCCCAAAGUUGCACAAUAUCUCAAUGGGAUCAUUCGUUUCUUAGUGAACAAUCGUGCCCCUCUACUCGUCAACAUAUAUCCUUACUUUUCUUAUAUUAGCAAUAAAGCACAGAUCAGUCUCCAAUACGCUCUUUUUACGUCUGACGGGGUCGUUGUGCCUGGGGGGAUACGGUAUCAAAAUCUUUUCUACGCGAUCUUGGAUGCAAUGUAUGCAGCACUAGAGAAGAGUGGCGGAUCGUCCCUGGAAAUUGUGGUGUCAGAGAGUGGUUGGCCAUCUGCCGGAGGAGACUCGACUUCCAUUGAUAAUGCUAGAACGUACAACACGAAUUUGAUUCAACGUGUGAAAAAUGGGACGCCUAAGAGGCCUGGACGGGCUAUAGAAACGUAUAUUUUCGCAAUGUUUGAUGAGAAUCAGAAGAACCCUGAAUAUGAGAAGCAUUUUGGGAUAUUUUCUCCGGACAGACGAGCUAAGUAUCCGAUCAAUUUUAACUAGUUGGAUUACAUGAUGAACAAGUUUAUCUACAUAAUAAGGACAUUAGUAGUCCACAAUUGCCUCUUUGUCUGAAUAAGGACUUGUGUAGUUUGACUGAGACGUAAAGAUUGCAAACGAUAUAUUAAACUAAACUAUUGGUGGAAUGGAAUUCUAUCGCUAUUUAUAGGAUAA
Messenger RNA from Sesamum indicum (sesame), 1265 nucleotides. Its product is annotated as glucan endo-1,3-beta-glucosidase, acidic. The record is from RefSeq and is a predicted model, not a curated record. Gene Ontology annotation, biological process: carbohydrate metabolic process. Gene Ontology annotation, molecular function: hydrolase activity, hydrolyzing O-glycosyl compounds. Lineage: Eukaryota; Viridiplantae; Streptophyta; Magnoliopsida; Lamiales; Pedaliaceae.